GGCGAUCUUAUCCACACCGUUUGCUUACACCCUAAGCUAAGCCCCAAUGAAAUCCCCACCUCUCUCUGCCUUUCCUCUCGAAUGCAUUUCAUCGAGCACCUUGUGUGCGUGCCUCCAUAGCCAUUGCUUGAAGCCGGAGCCGGUGCUGACGACCGCGGGAGCUGUGGCUUCGGGAUGCCUCUGCUGCUGCUGCUACCUUGGAUCAACUCCGGGUGCCGUUGUGACCUGAGGACCUGCGGUCGUACACCUGCGCGCUCGCCGCCGUCGUCCACCUCUGCUUCACUGCCGUCUCCCCACCACGGCAUCGAACAUCGCCGUUUCGCUGCCUCUCGUACGACAAUGACAUAUCAUUAUUAAUCGGUCUGUACUGUCGGAUGGCUACAUGAACAAAGGACGAUAAGAUUUUUUUUUGGCCAAAUCGUUCCAAGUCGCAGGACGAACUGCAUAUGUUGCUGUACAAAUCAAGCCUCUCCAGAUGCCGUGGAACGUUUGAUAUUUGUACUCCAAAUCGAAUUCGAAGCCGCCAAUAUAAUGCCACACCAACACGGCAACGCCUCCACUUCUAUACGGAGAUCGUCGUCGAUCGGCAAACCGAGGUGAAGCCGACGAAAUGGAGAGCGAGGUGUGUUGGCUGCUAUGCGCAGCGCUCGCCGCCGCGAUGGCUUGCUACUACCUCACCGGCACGAUGCGCCGCCGAUCGCGGCGGCUGCCUCCUGGCCCGACGCCGCUCCCGGUGAUCGGCAACGUGCUCAGCCUGCGCGGCAACAUGCACCACGCUCUGGCGCGCCUCGCCGGCGAGCACGGCCCCGUGAUGGCGCUGAAGCUGGGCCUCGUCACCACCGUGGUCGUCUCGUCGGCCGGCGCGGCGAGGGAGGCGUUCACCAAGCACGACCGGCGCCUCGCGGCGCGCGCGGUGCCGGACACUACCCGCGCGCGCGGGUUCGCCAGCCGGUCCAUGAUAUGGCUGCCGAGCUCCGACCCGCGCUGGAAGACGCUGCGCGGCGUGGCGGCCACCCACGUCUUCUCCCCGCGGAGCCUCGCCGCGGCGCGCGGCGUCCGGGAGCGCAAGGUGCGGGACAUCGUCGGCCACCUCGCCGGGCACGCCGGGGAGGUGGUCGACGUCGGCAAGGUCGUGUACGGUGGCGUGCUCAACCUCCGCCGGCUCGACCUGCAGGGAUGGCGUCGCUGGGCGGAGAAGCGCUACGACAAGGUGUUCGGCAUCUUCGACAGCGUAAUCAACAGCCGCUUGGCCGACGCCUCGACCGGAAAGCACGCCGACGCCGGCGCAGGCGACUUCCUGGACUCCCUCCUCGACCUCAUGUCCGCCGGCACGAUCGCUCGCGACGACGUGACAAGCAUAAUGUACGACUUGUUCGGCGCCGGGACCGACACGAUCGCCAUCACGGUGGAGUGGGCGAUGGCGGAACUGCUCCGCAACCCGAGCGUAAUGGCCAAGGCGCGCGCCGAGAUGAACCACGUCCUCGCCGGCAAGGUGAAAGCCACGGAGAUGGAGGAGAACGACGUAGAGAAGCUGCCGUACCUCCAGGCCGUGGUGAAGGAGGUGAUGCGCCUGCACCCGGCGGCGCCGAUCCUCGUGCCGCACCGGGCGGAGGAGGACGACGCGGAGAUCGGGGGCUACGCCGUGCCCAAGGGCUCGACGGUAAUCUUCAACGUGUGGGCGAUCAUGCGUGAUCCGGUGGCGUGGGAGAGGCCCGAGGAGUUCAUGCCAGAGAGGUUCUUGGACAUGGCGGAGGAGGUGGAUUUCAGGGGAAAAGACCACAAGUUCAUGCCGUUCGGGACCGGAAGGAGGCUGUGCCCGGGGUUGUCGAUGGCAAAGCGCGUCGUGCCAUUCAUUUUGGCGUCGCUGCUUCACGCGUUCGAGUGGAGGCUCCCUGCUGGUGUGACAGCGGAGGCUUUGGAUCUUAGCGAGAAGUUUACUACUGUCAAUGUUCUUGUUACUCCAAUUAAGGCCAUCCCCAUACUUGCCUCUGAUCAAAUUUAAGUGAAAUUGUUGCAACUUAAUUUGAAGGCAGCGCUAGCUAUGCAUAUUGGUGUUAAUAUGUUAAAUUUGGGAUAUCACCAUGUACAUACACAUACACCGGCGAGAAUACCGCAUAUCAGUUCUUGUAUUAUGGAGAUAAAUUCUCAAAUAGGGAUAAGGUCUUGAGCAGAUAAGGGAGUUACCUAUUCAAGGCGGUAUCCAUAAUGGUUCCUGUAUUCUUGUUGGAUUUGAGGGCAUCGAUUGUUUAAUAAUUUGUUUGGAAUUUCAUAUGCACAAAUCUUCUAUAUCAGAAGUUCUUGUGUACAAAGUUUAUACA
Oryza sativa Japonica Group (Japanese rice) is the source of this 2318-nucleotide messenger RNA. RefSeq names its product cytochrome P450 76M5-like. Lineage: Eukaryota; Viridiplantae; Streptophyta; Magnoliopsida; Poales; Poaceae. The record is from RefSeq and is a predicted model, not a curated record. Gene Ontology annotation, molecular function: monooxygenase activity; heme binding; oxidoreductase activity, acting on paired donors, with incorporation or reduction of molecular oxygen.